Molecule: messenger RNA, 2508 nt
Organism: Plasmopara halstedii
Lineage: Eukaryota; Oomycota; Peronosporomycetes; Peronosporales; Peronosporaceae
Exons: 7
Coding region: 1-2508 (835 amino acids)
Biological process (GO): intracellular protein transport; vesicle-mediated transport
Cellular component (GO): Golgi membrane
Source: RefSeq, a predicted model, not a curated record
AUGUCAAGUGUGGUAAACUUGGCCGAGGAGGUCUUGAAUGGCGUAUUACAAGCCGCUGAGCAUCUACGAGGAGCAAUCAUAGCUGCAGAGAAUGGAUGUAUUGAAAGUUUACGCUGGUCUGGAGCAAUGCCGCUAUUACUGCGCGAUUUUGGUGUUCAGAAUGUGCUUUCUGCCUCAGAUUUACUUAAUUGUGCAUCUUCCAAAGAAUUACGUCACUUAUUGCUUUUACAAGAGACAGAAACUGUGGAUCAUGUAGCGUUAUUACUAUCAGAUUUUCUCUGGAACUACGAAAAAGCAUUAAAAAGGUUAUUAACACUCGACGUCAUUCACCGUCUUACAAUCUGCAGCAGCAUAUCAGAGAAAGCACACGAAUGCUAUGACUUUUCUAAAGCAGAAAACAAUAUGAAAGAUUCAGCUAUGGGAACUAAAAUUUCUAAAGAAAUGAAGUUUCACGAAUUUGCACUUGAAGUGAAGACAAAUGUUACGUUUGAAAUGGAGAAAAGAGAAAAAUUAAGUUUAAAUGAAGCGAAUGAUUGGGAUUGGAACGAUUUAGACACUACAAGGGAGACAUUUAUGGGUCAAAACAGGGUACAAGUAAUUCAUUUACCGCUUAGUAUGGUCCCUUUACUAUAUUCAAAGACGUCUAGUCCCGAACCAUCGGUCUUUGUGCUCUCUCAGCCAACAUGCGCAUCGGCAUUUCCACUUUUGCUACACCAAGUUGAAAACAACAAGUUGACGGCACCUACUUCACCUACAAAACAUGACGAUGUGAAUCGAAGAAAAUAUUUGCAUGUAAAAAACGUGGUGCCUGAAGACAUUCCGAGUGCUUUUCGAUGUUCGAUGAGAUUACUAGCGUAUACUAUUGCAGAAAUUAUGUUUGGAGCUCGACUGGACGUGAAAGAUCGAAUAUUCGCUCUUGGAGCCACGUCACUUAAGAUUGGACACACGUUGUUACGAAUUUUGAAUGAAAUGCAGCAAGAUUCUACCUCUCAAGACCAAAAAUCUGCUUCAAUACUUAUUAUUGAUCGGACGACUGACGUGAUCUCACCAAGUUCGUUUGGAGAUUCACUUCUUGAUCGAGUACUUGCCUUAUUGCCUCAAACGCCUACAAAAUCGAUAAUUCAAGAAGAUUUUGGGGUUGUCGGAUCAACGACUAGACAAGAAAAUGUGACAGAGAUAUAUCCACUUCAUGGUUGUGAGCCAACGCCAUUAGCAGCACUUGCCGAUACUUCUAGUUAUCAAACAUCGAAUUUUGUUUCUCAGAUUCAGUGGAAAGGAGGAGCGAACCUAUGUCAUCCAACUAUUGAUAAUGGCUUAAAUGUAUUUCGAUCACUGGCGUUCAGACCUGCCAAGCUCGCAUUGCGCGAUUUGGACAAGCGUCUACAAUCGAUAGAGCAGACGUUGCUUCAGCAAGGAAAUAUUCAAGCAACUGCAGUGACGCGUAGACCUGGGGAGAAGGUACGUGGACGUGAUGUUGUGCUGCGUCGUAUUAGUAAAAUUCUCGAAGCUGGAGAGCCCAUGAAUCUGGAGCACAGCUCGUUAAUUGAGCUCGGUGUAAUUGUUUUGGAAACAUUGGAACGGAUGGAAAAGAUACAAAUGCGAUGGAACAAGUGUCGCGAGCGUGCUGUGCGUCAUUUCGAGCUUUGGAAACAAGGUGAAAGUGAAUGGAUUCUUCCAGAAUAUGCGGACGUCAUGCAGCGACAGAUUGUAGCAACGGAUGAGGAAAACUUUUCACUGCAAGAAUCAUUGAUUUUACUCGUGAAUGCAUUCGCACGUUCGAGUGGAACACCAUUGGAAGACUAUACCCUUCAAAUGGUGCAAAAGACUCUAGUUGAAAUUGUGUGGCAGGCAGUACAAAAAGCACCACUGUCAUUGCAAGCAGUACUUCCAAAGCUAUACACUCAGCUUCUGCCAUACAUACACACUCAUGGGCUACAAACAAAAACUGAUUGUGAUAUCGAAGAUGAUAAUUGGGAUUGGAAUGAGAACAAUGUCACCCCAACAACUGUGGAACAAUUCUCUCAUAUUAAUGAUAAUAAGUCCAAGAUGGUGGAAACAAGGUCAAUCAUUGAAACAUAUGUGGAAAAAUUAAUGAGUAUAUUAGAGGAUUGCAAGCAGCAGUGUGCAAAGCUUAGCGAUUCAAAUGAUUCUCCGCGUUCGCUACUCGCUCAACUCUGCAGCUCAAUUGUAGAUUCAUGUAAAGCGCCCGUUGAAGAGAUUGAGCACGUUGUCGAUGCGUCCGAACAGCUGACACGCGCUGGGAUCAAUCUCUUGAAGAGUGGCUUUAGUAAAUUCGGAUUUCGUGGCAGUAGCGAAAGUGCAAUUAAUGGUAAUCGGAUCGGGGGAAGUGCCGACGUGAUUAUUGUGUUUAUAGUUGGUGGCAUCACUUUUGAAGAGAUUCAAGAAGUUCAUGAUGUGUUAAGCGAGAACACGAAGUAUCAAGUCAUUCUCGGUGGAACUGCUAUCACUAAUAGUGAUAUGAUUAUAGAAAAGCUCUUUACAUCGUAA